Rotaria sp. Silwood2 is the source of this 393-nucleotide messenger RNA. Lineage: Eukaryota; Metazoa; Rotifera; Eurotatoria; Philodinida; Philodinidae. The record is from the annotation of a GenBank genome assembly.
AUGCGAAAACAAAAUAGAAAAAAUGAAAAUAAUAAUAAACAAAUAACUGAAGAUCGUUGUUUACAACGAUGUCUUGAGGUUUCAAUGCAAGUCAUUCGUCAAAUCAAUGAUUUAUGGGAACCACUUCAACGAUUAGCACCAUUAUUUAACUUAAAUGCAAAAGCAGAUUUUCUUGUUGGUAUUAAAUGUCUUGAAACAGCAAUAUAUGGUGCAUGUAAACGUAUUGAAAUAUUUUCUUUAUCAUUACUUAAAAAUACUGAUAAUAAUAAUGAUAAUGAAUCACAAACAAAAAAAUCAUCAAGCAGUUAUCAAGAAGAAGCAAAUAUGUACUUUCAAAAAGCACAAAAAUCUAUUCAAAUUAUAUUAAAUAUAGCUGAAUCUCGAAUUGAAUAG